AGGUUUUCUGCCUUCAUGAGCUCCAGAUGAGAAGAGGCUGAGCAGAGGUUCUGUGAACUGCCCUGAAAUUAAUUUUGCAGCCAUGCAGCAGGUGCUGGAUAACCUCAAGGAGCUGCCGCCUUCAACAGGAGCCAAAGACAUCGACCUCAUCUUCCUCCGUGGCAUUAUGGAGAGUCCCAUAGUUCGUUCCCUUGCUAAGGCUCACGAGCGAUUGGAGGAUGUUAAGCUGGAGGCGGUGCGAAGUAAUAACGUGGAGCUAGUGAGUGAGAUCCUGUCUGAUAUGAGCAGUCUGACCACUCAUGAUGAAAGUGCAGCAGAACUCUGUAAGAUCCUGAAGGAACCGCACUUCCAGUCCCUGUUAGAAGCUCACGACAAGGUGGCCUCUAAGUCAUAUGAAGCUCCUCCCACCAGCACCAAUUCCACCAGCAUGGCCAGCUCAUCCCUCAUGCCGGCUGACACGGUUCGCAUGAUCAGCAUCCAGAAGAAGGCCGGAGAGCCUCUGGGUGUAACAUUCCGGGUGGAGGAUGGUGACCUUGUCAUUGCGCGUGUUCUGCACGGCAGCAUGAUUGACAGGCAAGGAAUGCUGCAUGCAGGUGAUGUCAUCCGAGAGGCGAAUGGCCGAGAGGUGGGCAAAGACCCCAUGGCAUUACAGCACAUGCUGAGGGACUGCAAUGGAAGCGUCACACUCAAAAUCCUGCCCAGCUACAGGGACACACCUCCACCCGCACAGGUGUAUCUGAAGCCACAUUUCAACUACAAUCCUGAUACCGAUAAUCUGAUCCCUUGUAAAGAGGCUGGUUUGGCUUUCUCUAAAGGAGACAUUCUGCAUAUAGUGAACAAGGAGGACCCCAACUGGUGGCAAGCAUGUAAUAUAAAUGGAGGCCGCACUGGCUUGAUCCCCAGUCAGUUUCUUGAGGAAAAGAGGAAGGCAUUUGUGAGGAGAGACCUGGAUAGAUCGGGAAUCCUCUGCGGGACAUUAACUGGAAAAAAGAAGAAAAAGAAAAUGAUGUACUUGACCGCGAAAAAUGCAGAAUUUGACCGCCAUGAAUUACAGAUCUACGAGGAAGUAGCAAAGAUGCCUCCAUUCCAGAGAAAAACUCUUGUGCUGAUUGGUGCACAAGGAGUGGGUCGCCGAAGCCUCAAGAACCGCCUGAUUGUGUUAAACCCGCUGCAAUAUGGAACUACUGUACCUUUCACUUCUCGGCAUCCACGCGAUGACGAAAAGGAUGGCCAGUCAUACCGCUUUGUGUCCCGGGAGGAGAUGGAGACAGACAUCAAGGCAAGUUGCUACCUUGAGCAUGGAGAAUAUGAUGGCAAUCUAUAUGGAACCAAAAUCGACUCGAUCCAUGAAGUCAUUCGCACAGGACGGACUUGCAUACUGGAUGUCAACCCACAGGCGCUAAAGGUACUGAAGACAUCAGAGUUUAUGCCAUUCGUGGUUUUCAUCGCUGCCCCAGAGCUCGACACACUACGGGCCAUGCACAAAGCUGUGGUGGAUGCUGGGAUCACAACCAAGCUACUGACGGAAACGGACCUAAAGAAAACAGUGGACGAAAGCGCCAGGAUCAAGCGGGCGUACAAUCACUACUUUGAUCUAACUAUAGUUAAUGACAAUCUAGACAAGGCCUUUGAGAAUCUGCAGGCAGCUGUGGAGCAGUUGACCACACAACCACAGUGGGUCCCUGUGAACUGGGUUUACUGAGACGUACAGCGGUCCAAACACCUCAUCAUCAUCAUCAUCUGUGGCAUAACCGAUGCGUCAGCGGCACAGAACACAAGUUCACACUGAACGGACCUAGCAGUCACUAUGCAAAUAUACACUAGCCAUCCAGUCACGACAGACAAAAGGGAAGUGUACUUAUUUAUUAACGUUUUUUUAUUUUCUACUGACUAAACUUAAAUACUCUGAGGGGAAAAAACAAAUAGGAUAUUUUUGAAUGGCUUGUCAUUAAAAUAGUGAUUUAAUAAUUUUCCAAGUAAGUAUAAGCUGCAUUACAGUAUUUAAAGCAGGGGUCUGCUUUCUUGCUGUAAUUUUAGUGUUACAAACGUUGGUUUACAGUGCAGGCUUCAUCUCGCAUUUCUUACAGUUCCGUCACUACAGUAUGUCAAGCAGCUUUACCCCCAGCUUCACAGUCAAGGCUUAAACUCUAGUCCCAGACUAAAAUGCAUGUUUGAGCUGUCUCAACUGAAAAUAUCUUGCUCUGAC
Molecule: messenger RNA, 2206 nt
Organism: Sinocyclocheilus grahami
Lineage: Eukaryota; Metazoa; Chordata; Actinopteri; Cypriniformes; Cyprinidae
Product: MAGUK p55 subfamily member 6-like
Exons: 12
Coding region: 83-1702 (539 amino acids)
Molecular function (GO): protein binding
Source: RefSeq, a predicted model, not a curated record